This is a messenger RNA of Cucurbita pepo subsp. pepo (vegetable marrow), 453 nucleotides long. The record is from RefSeq and is a predicted model, not a curated record. Lineage: Eukaryota; Viridiplantae; Streptophyta; Magnoliopsida; Cucurbitales; Cucurbitaceae.
CCCAAAUUCAUGUGUGUGUGUGUUCAUAUGAAUUCAAUAAUGGACGAGCAGAUAGAACUGCCGCCGGGAUUCCGAUUCCAUCCGACGGACGAGGAGCUCAUCACCCACUACCUCUCCCCCAAGGUCCUCAACACCAACUUCACCGCCGUAGCCAUCGGGGAGGCCGAUUUGAACAAAUCAGAGCCCUGGGACUUGCCUGGGAGAGCCAAAAUGGGGGAAAAGGAGUGGUACUUCUUCUGCGUCAAGGACAGGAAGUACCCCACUGGGCUGCGGACGAACAGAGCUACCGAUUCUGGGUAUUGGAAGGCCACUGGCAAAGAUAAAGAGAUUUUCAGAGCAAAAAGAAUUGUGGGUAUGAAGAAAACUUUGGUUUUUUACACUGGAAGAGCCCCAAAAGGCCAUAAAUCUAAUUGGGUUAUGCACGAGUAUCGUUUAGCACCAAAAUUCCCCCUU